AUGUCCACAGACGAUGCAUGCCGCGUGCAUGACCAAUCUUUGGACAGCCCUGAACCUGCGGGCGAAGUAUCGGAGGGUUUGCCACUUGGAACCACCAGAUCCAUGGAAUCGGCGCAAGACAUGAAGUUGGAUUGCGUCGCGGCCUGGUUCAAUUUCUUGCCCGCCGUGGUUAUCAUCCUGAACGUUUUGGCCAUAGGAAUCAGCCUCGAUUUUCACCGUGGGCACAUUGUUUGGCAGAUUUUGGAAUACUUGUUCGUAGUGUUCUAUUCGCUGGAGUUUGUCGUCAAGGUCCGAACUUAUGGAUGCCAUUGGUAUUGGUGUGGGCCAGAGCGUAUGUGGAACUAUUUCGAUUGGCUUUGCUUGGCGAUGAUGUAUGUGGAUUUGAUUCUCACCACGGUGCUUGCAUUGGAAGGGCGCGUCGGCGCAGACGCACCGGAGGCUUUUUCCAAUUUGGCCCUGGUGAAGAUAUUUCGUUUGGCACGCCUCGCACGGUUGAUUCGGGCGUUGCGAUUCAGGGCAUUCAAAGAAUUGAAGUUGAUUGUGCUGGGCGUAUUUUCUGGUCUACGCGUGAUCGGUUGGGCGAUCGUGUUGCUCAUCGCCGUGAUUUAUGCCAUCGGGGUUGUGCUGCGCAGCUGGAUUGCAAGAAGCAAGAUCCGCCAUAUCGCAGCUUUCUUGGUGAUGAUCCCGAGCAACAGGCUGUCGGAUGUCGCCUUCGUGUGUAAGACCUUGCCACAAGAGUCCUCUGCAGGAGUUCAGAUUGGGUACAUAUUCAUCAUCAUGCUGAUUACCGUGGGGGUCUUCAACUUGAUUAUGGCCGUCUUUAUUGAGAACGUCAUGAGCUCGCAGUUCACUCGGAAACAGAACGAGAUCUCCGAAACGGCUCUUCAGAUGGAGCUGAACAUCAAGGACCGCAUCAUUCGCAAGCUUGGCUUGAAGAGGCACAGUCACCAUGAAUCCGAUGAUUUGAAGACGCGAUCAGAAGGGAUGGACUGGGUAUUGCAGGCUGGAGGCCGGAACAUCUCGCGGGAGGAGUUUGCCUCCUGGUUCGAGGACGUCGACUUCGUUCGCGUGCUGGAUGAGGCGAGCAUUGACGCGUCUGGCAGGGUUGGUCUCUUUGAUGUGCUGGACGCCGAUGCAGGUGGAGAGUUAAGCGUGGACGAGCUCGUCACCGGUCUGAUGAGUCUGCGUGGGCCUGUUACAAAGGGAGAUGUUAUCGGUAUUCACCUGAAAGUCCGCUAUUUGGUGAGUCUGAUUGAAUGUACUCAGACGCAAGCUGGUCACAUCAAGAAGACGGAUCGUGCCGCGGGCUGA
Messenger RNA from Symbiodinium sp. CCMP2456, 1311 nucleotides. The record is from the annotation of a GenBank genome assembly. Lineage: Eukaryota; Dinophyceae; Suessiales; Symbiodiniaceae.